AUGACAUCAAUUAUACUUAGAUUUAGAUCCAAAGAUGGUAUGUUCCGUAUUUCAACGGAUUCAUCCUCAAAUUUCACAUUAGUUAUAGAACAAUUAAUUGAGAAAUUACCUCAAUCUGAUAAAAUCAAUUUACAAAGUUUAACCAUUAGUAAUAAACCUCAAGAUAAAGGUAAAUCAGUUUAUGAAUUUCAAAAUCAUACUAUAAAUGAUUUAGAAUUGAAAAAUGGUGAUAUAUUAUAUAUCAGUUAUGAAUCGGUCACCACUGAUCAACCCCCAACAACAACAACAACAACAACAACAAAUACUUCUAUUCCUAUUACUCCCAUAGUUGCUACUAGUACUUCCCUGCAUGGACCAUUAAAAGUUGAAGAAUUACCUAUAGAUCAAGAAUUAGAUAAACAAGAUGGAUUAAUUAAUCGUCCAUUAUCAUCAAUGUGUCGACAUGGACCUAAAGGAAUGUGUGAAUAUUGUUCACCAUUACCUCCAUGGGAUGAAACUUAUCGUAAAGAUCAUGGUAUAAAACAUAUAUCAUUUCAUGCAUUUUUAAAACAACAAUUGGAAAAAUUGAAAUCUUCUGGUGGUUCAUAUUUCCCUCCUUUAGACCCCAUAGAUUAUUCAAUUGAUUUAACUUGUAAUCAAGGUCAUAAACCUUAUCCUAAUGGUAUAUGUUCUAAAUGUCAACCAUCUCCUAUAACUUUACAAUUACAAAAAUUUAGAAUGGUUGAUCAUUUAGAAUUUGCUGAUUCAUUUAUUUUAAAUGAUUUUAUUAAUGUUUGGAGAAUUAGUGGAGUACAAAGAUUUGGUUAUUUAUAUGGUAAAUAUGCUAAAUCUGAUAAAACUCCUUUAGGUAUAAAAGCUAUAGUAGAAAUGAUUAUUGAACCUCCACAACAUGAUGAAUUAGAUGGAAUUACUUUAUUAGAUUGGAAUAAAGAAGAAGAAGAAGAAAAAUUGGUUGAUAAUUUAGCUAAUAAAUUUGGACUUUAUAAAGUGGGGAUGAUUUUCACUGAUUUAACUGAUGAUGGUAAUAAAAAUGGUAAAGUAUUAUGUAAAAGACAUAAAGAUAGUUAUUUUUUAACUAAUUUAGAAAUUAUUAUGGCAGCUAAAUUUCAAUUAAAAUAUCCUAAUAUAUCUAAAUAUAGUACCACGGAAAAUAAUGGUCAAUUUUCAUCAAAAUUUGUUACUUGUGUUAUAUCAGGAGGAUUAAAUGGAGAAAUUGAACCUAGAUCUUAUCAAGUUUCAACAAGUGCUGAAGCAUUAGUUAAAGCUGAUAUUAUUACUGGUUGUACUCAACCUUCACAAAUUUAUGUUAAUGAAAAUAAUAAUCAUCGAUAUGUCCCUGAUAUUCAAUAUCUGAAAAUUAAUGAAUAUGGUUUAGAAGUUAAAUCAAAUGCUAAACCUACUUUCCCUGGAGAAUUUUUAUUGGUAUCAUUAACUGAUCUGUUCCCAUUAAAUCCUAAACCUAUAUUCACUAAUUCUUAUGUAAUUGAAAAUCGUGAAUUUUUAGGUGAUGAAAAUAAUGAUAUUCAAAGUUUGAAAACUUUAUAUAAUUAUUUGAAAUCUAAUAAUGAUCAAAUUUUUAAUUUCCAUUUUCUUUUACAUUUAAUUAAAAUUCAUAUUUUAAAUGAUAUGGAAAUACAAUUAUUAAUUGAUUAUAUAAAGAGUAAAAAUUUGGAAGAUUAUUUGAAAUUAAUUGAAACUAAUGGUUGGAUGACUUUAAUGACUAUAUUAGAACAGAGUGUGUAA
This is a messenger RNA of Candida dubliniensis CD36, 1743 nucleotides long. It is a transcript of the gene NPL4, whose product is annotated as Npl4p. The transcript has a single exon. Lineage: Eukaryota; Fungi; Ascomycota; Pichiomycetes; Serinales; Debaryomycetaceae. Gene Ontology annotation, cellular component: nucleus. Gene Ontology annotation, molecular function: ubiquitin protein ligase binding; ubiquitin binding. Gene Ontology annotation, biological process: ubiquitin-dependent protein catabolic process. The record is from RefSeq and is a predicted model, not a curated record. Bases 1 to 1743 code for a protein of 580 amino acids.